Messenger RNA from Tripterygium wilfordii, 828 nucleotides. RefSeq names its product ADP,ATP carrier protein 3, mitochondrial-like. The transcript has 3 exons. Gene Ontology annotation, molecular function: ATP:ADP antiporter activity. The coding region runs from base 1 to 828 and encodes 275 amino acids. The record is from RefSeq and is a predicted model, not a curated record. Gene Ontology annotation, cellular component: mitochondrial inner membrane. Gene Ontology annotation, biological process: mitochondrial ATP transmembrane transport; mitochondrial ADP transmembrane transport. Lineage: Eukaryota; Viridiplantae; Streptophyta; Magnoliopsida; Celastrales; Celastraceae.
AUGACAGAAUCUAGAUUAAGCCAAGACUUAAUUCCCCUUCUUUUUGGGUCGUCAAACUAUAAACGUAAACAGUCUGCAGAUCUUGAAAUCAAAAUGAGUAGCAGAAGGGCUAAUGGAUCAAAACAUCCAUCUGUAGUUGAAAAGAUACAUGGUCAACCUUACCUCUUCACCAAGUAUUUUUCUUCCAAAUCCUUCACAUCAGGGAUCCAAUUUCACUGCAGUGGAAGCCCAUAUUUGAAUGGAGGACAGCAUAAUCCUUUGCUGCCAGCUUGUCAAAUGGCUUCAUCAGUUCUGAUUCCUCCACAAGUUUUUGUAGGACAGCCAACAGAAAAACGCAAUGUUCCCACUCUAACUCAAUUUUUGGUAGGACUGUCAAAUAUAGUUAACAUGACAGCAGCUGCUCCGAUUGGGCGAGUCCUGAGUUGUGCUUUUGAGAGCCAUUUUAAGAGUAUUCGGGGAUAUUAUAAGAUAGACAAAGAUGGUUUCUGGAAAUGGUUUGCAAGUAUCUCUUUGGCAGGGGGUCUUGCCAGUGCUACAUAUAGUUUUUUUACACAUCCAUUGUAUUAUGCCCAGACACGCCUGGCCAAUGAUAUCAAGACUUGCAGAGAGAGCAAAAGGCAGUUCAAUGGUCUAGUUGAUGUCUGCAAGAAAACACUCAGAUCGGAUGGCAUUGCUGGAAUUUACCGUGGGUGCAAUGUUUCAGUUCUUGAAGGUAUUUUGCGUGACUGGGCAUUGACUGGAAUUAUAAAGGCCACGAGCCCAUGGCUGUUACUUGGAUUGCUUGGGCUGCGGGUUAGUAGAAACAUAAGAACAUAUAAGUAUUGCUGA